This is a messenger RNA of Brassica rapa (field mustard), 2072 nucleotides long. RefSeq names its product metal transporter Nramp1. Gene Ontology annotation, molecular function: cadmium ion transmembrane transporter activity; manganese ion transmembrane transporter activity. The record is from RefSeq and is a predicted model, not a curated record. Lineage: Eukaryota; Viridiplantae; Streptophyta; Magnoliopsida; Brassicales; Brassicaceae. Gene Ontology annotation, cellular component: plasma membrane. Gene Ontology annotation, biological process: manganese ion transport; iron ion transmembrane transport.
AAAAAAUCGUUUAAAUGUACUUUGAGGUCCCAACAAAACAAAACUCUCCAUCUUGUCAGUCACAACCUUUGAACUGCUCUCGAGAUCUCUCUCUCUUACCUUUUUCGUGUUUCUGCUACACUUCUUUUGUUCUGAGAUUCCAAGGUUCUUCUUCUACAAAAAUUAAAUAAAUUAUUCACUAAUUAAAUCCCAUUUUGACAAUUCUCUCCUCGAAACUCGCCUUCCCUUUUCUAUAUAUAUAUCGUUUUAAAUACUCAAAAACCAGAUUACUAACUAGGAAGAGAGAUAGCGAUGGCGGCUUCAGCAUCUGAACGUCCUCAAUUCAUAUCGAGUAACGGUGGGAACAGAAGCUUCUCCAACGCUCCACUCAUCGACAACUCUGAUCCUAAUCAGAUUAUUGUCCCCGAGAAAAAGAGCUGGAAGAAUUUCUUUGCAUACUUAGGACCUGGGUUUCUUGUUUUAAUCGCAUAUAUUGAUCCUGGAAACUUUGAGACUGAUCUUCAAGCAGGAGCACAAUACAAGUAUGAGUUACUUUGGAUCAUAUUGGUGGCUUCUUGUGCCGCUUUGGUGAUUCAAUCUCUGGCUGCAAAUCUUGGUGUUGUCACAGGAAAACAUUUGGCUGAGCACUGUAGAGCUGAAUACUCCAAAGUUCCAAACUUUUUGCUAUGGGUUGUUGCAGAAAUUGCAGUAGUUGCUUGUGACAUUCCAGAAGUUAUUGGAACAGCUUUUGCUCUGAACAUGCUCUUUAGCAUACCUGUUUGGAUUGGUGUUCUUCUCACAGGCUUAAGUACACUGAUGCUUCUUGCACUUCAACAAUACGGGGUGAGAAAGCUGGAGUUCUUGAUUGCAUUUCUGGUGUUCACAAUUGCUCUAUGCUUUGUCAUUGAGCUACACUACUCAAAACCAGACCCAGGAGAAGUCCUACAUGGUCUCUUUGUUCCACAACUCAAAGGAAAUGGUGCAACUGGUCUUGCAAUCUCUUUGCUUGGAGCCAUGGUUAUGCCGCACAACCUCUUCCUCCACUCUGCCUUGGUUCUCUCCAGGAAAAUCCCACGUUCAUCUACUGGGAUCAAGGAGGCUUGCAGGUUUUACUUGAUAGAAAGCGGAUUGGCUCUAAUGAUAGCCUUUCUCAUAAACGUCUCUGUGAUAUCAGUAAGUGGUGCUGUUUGCAAUGCCCCUGACCUAACCCCCGAAGACCGUGCUAAAUGUGAGGAUUUGGACUUAAACAAGGCUUCGUUUCUGCUACGAAACGUGGUGGGUAAAUGGAGCUCAAAGCUAUUCGCCAUCGCGCUUCUUGCUUCAGGGCAGAGCUCAACUAUAACUGGAACUUAUGCUGGGCAAUACGUGAUGCAAGGGUUUCUUGAUCUAAGACUCGAGCCAUGGCUCAGAAACUUCUUAACUAGAUGUUUAGCUAUUAUUCCUAGUCUCAUAGUUGCUCUCAUAGGUGGUUCUGCUGGAGCUGGAAAGUUAAUCAUCAUUGCCUCGAUGAUCUUAUCCUUUGAGCUCCCAUUUGCGCUAGUUCCUCUUCUCAAGUUCACUAGCUGCAAAACCAAGAUGGGUUCACAUGUAAACCAUAUGGCGAUUACAACUUUGACUUGGGUCAUUGGUGCUCUAAUUAUGGGGAUAAACAUAUACUACAUAAUAAGCAGUUUCACUAAGCUGCUCAUCCAUAGUCACAUGAAGCUUGCCCUUGUCAUCUUUUGUGGAAUUCUUGGGUUCUCAGGCAUUGCUAUCUACUUGGCCUCCAUAGCUUAUCUUGUCUUCCGGAAAAACAGAAAAGCUAGUCCUCUUCUUGCUUCAACAAACUCACAAACAGUGGAGACACUUCCAAGACAAGACAUUGUUGACAUGCAGUUACAUGGUAAAGCGGCUGCCUCAGAUCUUGAUUGAGUCUUAUUCAAUCAUAUCUUGAAAAUUAGGAUUCCAAUAAAAUUGGACUCAAACCAAGUCCACAAAGACCUCUUUUUAGUAGUUAAAAUGUUUUUAGACGUUAUAAGUGUUGGUUUUUGUCAUCUUUUUUAAAAGGGAUCAGAUUCUCGUAGGUUUAUAUAAUGAACAAUGUUACAAUAACA